CACAAUUGUGUUCACCGAGCCGGUACAUCUGCAGCCGUAGAGAGCCAGGGAACCUUUGGCAACGCGCUGUUUACUUGUAAUCCUACUAUUGACCCAUGUUAUAGUUUCACUUUCUUACAAGAAUGGAAUUGGAGCCAAAACCUCGCUUUCUAAGCUUUCAAGACCCUAUCCAAUCAUCUUCGGAGGAUGAUAACGCCUCGCGUACCUCAGCGAGACGUAUGUCAGCGAUGUCAGAGGCGAGCACAACAUCGUCCUCCCGACGCAUUUCGGUUAUCCAACCUGGACGAAAAACUUCCAAGGCGACCUCGUAUGUUUCACCUUACCGCUCAUGGCGCGGACUGUCUGAUUCCCUCCGCGAUCAGGCGGGGAACGACUUUCAAGGAGACGUGAAGAAGCAAGAGGUUGAGAAUACCUACCGCAUGGAGCCGAAGAGGAAAUUUCCUCAGCGAGAAGUAAGGGAGAUCAUUAAAAACAGUUUGGAGGCGUUGUUAGGCGCGUUGACUUAUUCAGGCUCCGAGUUUGGAUUCCUCACAAAGCUGCUGAGUUCAAGGAUUAUGGAACAAGUAAAGAGUCUUAAUAUUGAACGAUAUAAGCUUGUCUGUGUUGUCAACGUGGGGUCGAAACAUAAUCAAGGUCUAAGGGUCGCAAGUCGAUGUUUGUGGAACCCGGAUUCAGACACGCAUGUCACAGCAAGUAUCGAAAAUGGCACGUUAUUCGCUGUGGCUACUGUAUACGGCGUUUACUUCGAGUAACUGAACAAAAAUCAGUCAGGAGUAAGGGAUCACUCGCACGAUACCACUUAAGACUUCAAAUUGAAAGGAACAUCACGCUAAGUCCAAUAUAUCACGACAUCAGUCAGUAGCUUGCCUUGAUUCUUGUUAAGAUAUACUAUGUUCUGAACGAUUUAAAUGGAGUGUAAUUCAUUGAUCGACCCUCUUAGCGCGAUGGCGUUCAUAAACACCGCCAUAAAAAAGCUGUUUUAUCAGAAGUAUUAUAAACGACGUACAUUCUGAGCAUAAUGAUCAGGUUGGAAACCAACAUAACAUUGUUUCAAAUACAGUGUUUAUUUUUGUUACUAUGCACGCUUGAUAUUAUAAUCUCAGCAAUAUGAAGAA
Messenger RNA from Pocillopora verrucosa, 1115 nucleotides. Its product is annotated as dynein light chain Tctex-type 5-B-like. Gene Ontology annotation, biological process: microtubule-based movement. Gene Ontology annotation, cellular component: cytoplasm; cytoplasmic dynein complex. The record is from RefSeq and is a predicted model, not a curated record. Gene Ontology annotation, molecular function: dynein intermediate chain binding. NCBI's taxonomy places the organism in Eukaryota, Metazoa, Cnidaria, Anthozoa, Scleractinia, Pocilloporidae.